This is a messenger RNA of Trichobilharzia szidati, 6825 nucleotides long. The record is from the annotation of a GenBank genome assembly. NCBI's taxonomy places the organism in Eukaryota, Metazoa, Platyhelminthes, Trematoda, Strigeidida, Schistosomatidae.
AUGUUUUCAUUCAAAGCAUUAAACUGUUCGGAUGGACAACUGUCAUGUGACUUAGAUUCUUCGAAUAUUUCAAAUCCGAAUGUACAUGAAGUCGCAAAUUCAUCCUCAACAGGAAUAAUCACUAAAGCAUCACUUUCUGACAAUACUGAGAAAGAAGGUUCUAAAAAUGCAAAUAGUGCAUGUGUUUAUCAGUCCGACAACUUGAGUCAACUUUCUCCAAAUGUUGCUAGUCUUUUAAAACCAACGAAAACACGGGAAUCUGAGGAGGUGAGGAUUACCAAACUGUAUCACAUUGCUUUGCGUCUUUGUUCAUCUGAUUGUCAUGGUGAAGAUUUUAAGGCCAGACCAGUUUUAGAAAGUAUCUUGAACAGCUUUAUUAUUGAAGGCAAUAAAUUAACUCCACAACUGACAUCUGUAAAGUUCGCCAGCUGUAAAUUACUUGGAGGCAUUUAUUUCAAGUUGAAUAAAAAUGCUGAAGGUAUAGAUCUACUCAGUAAGGCUUUACAAAUUGACUCGAAUGAUUUAAGCCUUUGGAUACGCUUAGCUCGUGCUGCUAUACGCUCCGGCUUUUUUGAAGUUGCUAUCAAUUCAAUAGAACAUAUCUUGAUGAAACGACCAUCUCAUCCAGUUGCAUUACAUCUUGCUUUACCAUUAUACUUUGCAGUAUCUGAAUUAGAAAUUUGUUUGGAAUUGUCAACGCGUAUGCUCCAGAUAGAUCCGUCUAGUGAAUAUGCUGUUUAUUUCAUCAAUCGGAUCCUUACAAUACAACCAAGUUUACAUGAAAUGGUUACAGAUUUAUUCUUACAAAGGCCAGAUAUAUUAAAUCAAUUACCGGCAAGUAAAGAAGCUGAACAGGUCGAUCAAGAAAUACAAAAGAUUCGAACUAUUUAUCGUAAACAAAAGGAUGCUGAAAUGGAAUCACAAAUAAUCCCAGUGAUUAAGUUUCCAUCACCAUUGAAACACUUAAGCUGGUUACAUCUGAUUAAAGAGACAGUGACAAUGUAUGAUCAUUUACAAGCAGAAUCUACGAUUCAUUUAGUCCUUGACCUAUCGUCUUUAUGGUCUGAAGAUCUACUGCUUAGAGAGAUAAAAGAAUCGUCAACAAGUAAUGUAAAUGUACAUUCCAAUUUGAAACCAAUUGAACAGUCGGAAAGUAAUAAUAAUAAUAAUAAUGCUACUUCUACUGGUCAAAUAGAAGAUCCUCAUAUCACGAAGGCUCCAUCAAGUACAGAUACAACGUCUGAAUUAGUUAAAGAUGAUGUAAAUGAAUUCAACAUGGAAUCGGGCACCGAUGACUUGGCUACUGGAUUUGAGAAACGUCGUUCUGCACGGGUUAGAACAUGUUUUGAUUUAAGUGAUGGCUUAAAUCGUUAUUGUUCAAGACGAUCUGUAACCACGGAAUUAGAUAAAGUUGUAUAUGAUAAGUGUAAAGCAUCUUCUAGUGAGAAGUUGACCAGUUCACAGAAAGAAGGCAACAAUCCAAAUGAUCGUUUCAAGUUAGCCGACAGAUUUCAAACUCUUUUGCCUCAAAUAUUCAGAGAUCUGGCUGCUUACAACAGAAAACAGAAGAUUUCACAAGAAGUUCAAUUAUCUACGGAAAAUUCAAUGAAUGACAACAGUAAUUUAACUACUAAUGAAGUUGUGUCAGUUAACUCUGAACAAGUUACGUUGAACCAAUCGAAUUUAUGGAGUCCAAAAUCUGUUCAUAAUUUCCUAAUCAUGUUAAAUGGUAUGAAGCCGAAUAUUGUUACACUUGGUAUAUCAUUAUUAUUGCAAACCUGUCAAUUGUCUGGUUGUCGUUGGUCUUCAGAGCUUGCAACUGCCUAUAGGAAUUUAUUUCAGCGUUUACAGCCAUCUUUUCCGUAUUUUCUAACAAUUCCACCAUCCAAUACAUUAUUGAUGGAUGCUAUUAGUCAAAUGACAGAAGAUGCUAACACUUGCCUUCUACCAGAAUGUGUAUUGGCGCUUAGAAAACCGCCUGGAAUCAAACAUUUAGCCUAUUUUUACCUAAUAUAUAUUGAAUUACACUUAGAAGAAUUAGAAGCGAAUCCUAGCAGUAGUAGUAGUACAACAGGACCAAAAGGAAGAAACUCACUCACAACUGAAAUAUCAACAUCGUUAUUCUCCGUUUUAAAUGAGAUUCUUUCAAAAGUUGAAGAAACCUCGCCAGAUUAUCCAAUCAUUAUGAGUCAUUUACUGUGGAUAGAUUAUCUGAUGUGUUCUCGCCGUCGUGAUUAUACUGAAAUGAAAGAGUGUGUACUUGCUCUUCAAAAACAUCUUUUGGCGCAUAAAAUUGUUGUCUCCCGUGCAUACAGUGUUCGUCACGGUGAUUUAACACUAGAUUAUAUGAAUCAUUUACUGUCAAAGCUGAAAGAUGUUUCAUCGUUUGAUCGUUUAAUCCAACUAUCUCACGAUGGUCAACAUGCUGAUGUUCUCCUAGAAUUGACACGUAUCUUUCAACUUCAACGUGGUACAAAUUCGAAGUCCUCUUCCUACUCCUGCUCCUCAACAUCGUCCUCGUCAUCAUCUUCAUCAUCAGCAUCAUCAUCAUUAUCGUCAUCUGAUCAAUCUCAUUCAUUGAAACAAUUGAAUCUAUUCUACAAUUCAUUGAAACAUUUAAUCACUGAUAUGAUUACAAAAACUGGUGAUUACGCUGCUCCUAGAGAAGGUAACAAUACUGCUGCUGCUGCUGAAGAUGUCGAUAUGGAUGUAACGCCCCUCGCACAGUCAUCAUCAACAUCAACAUCAUCGUCAUUAUCUACAUAUUACAACUAUUGCAUCCUUUUAAUUGAAGAGUGUUUAAUUCGACUCACGGAAUCGAAUCAAGAGCAAAUGAUGACAAUGUCUGAGGCAUCAGUGAACUCGAUUGCUUCAAUUGCUAUGAAGACAAUUAAAUUUCUGAUUAAAUGUUGGAAUUUAUUGGGAGAUAAUUGCGUCAAUGAAGAUGACUUUAAUUCAAGACAGUUUCCAAUAAAAUCGAAUUCAUCGAGUGAUAUUUCAUCAAUUGCUAAUUUACCACUAAAAUUAUUAACCUAUCUCGAUGAUUCUGUAUACAGUAUACGUACAUCUAGUAAAGUGUUAUCCAAUUGGACAAUGAAUUUUUAUCUGAAAUUAGUUUCAUUAUUAUAUGAACAUUUAAGAUGCAUUGAAGAAAGUAUUCCGUGUUCAGCUCUACCAAUUGAACUACGUAUUUAUCAAUCUGGUGUAGAGUUAUCUGAAGAGAUUCCACUGGAAUUAAAGCUAAACGCCUAUUGUGGAUCAGUUAGUGCACCGCCGAGUAUUGUUUGCUUGCAUUUAUUUCAUGAAUUUUCAAUACUACUGUUCACUUCGUCAGCUACAAGUAGUAAUAAUAAUAAUACAAUAAUAACAUUAUGUCGGGAUUCUACAGGUAUCGUCAAGCUUUUAAUCCAACUGGCUAUACGAAGUUGUAAUGAACUGCAGUCGAUCAGUGCUAGAUUUUAUUCACCUGAUCUCCGAUGGAAUCUUGAAACUGGUGGUAGUCGGAUAGAGACUGGUGCUACGACAUCUACUGCUAGUACUGCUAGUACUACCACGCCUACCACCACUGAUGAUGGUAUUGUAUCCAAUGCUGGUAAUAUUGCUACCACUAAUAUUAAUAAUAAUAAUAAUGAAUGUUCAGCGAAUAAAGGUCAAACACCUACAGAUGAAUACAUGGCGCCAAUAUCACCGGAUGAUAAUACUGUCGCGUGUACUGAUGAUCUGCACAGCAGUAGUCUGUGUAAUAAAUCUUGGCCUACGGACUCGGUGUGUUUAGCUCAAGUGUUAAGUUGUACAAUUAAAUGUCUAUUGGGUAAUUGUUUAACCCGUGAGAUAACCACGUUUUAUCAACCGACCGAGAAGUAUCUCUCACUUGAUUUUGUUGAAUCGUAUGAAUUUAUGCAAAUCUAUAAUUGUAUUAAAACAAAAUAUGGUGAUGGUUUUAUUAAUUUUAUCCCGGAAUGGAUAAAUACAGUGAAGAAUUUAUUCGAUUCAUGGGAUGUAUUCGAUCAUCAUCAUGCGCAUCAACAACAAUAUCAACUACUGCAACAACAACAACUCCAGCAAUCGAUGAAUACGCUGAAUAAUAAAUCGAAUUGGUGGAAUUCACCAUCGUUAUCGUCAGCUGAUUGUGAUACUCAUCAAGAAGGAGAAUGUCUAGAUUGGGAAUGUGUCAAGAUAAUAUUUCUAUUCGCCUGUCCUAGUCCUUUCCCAGAAUACGAUAGUGUUAAAACUUUGUCAAUAUCAAAUGAGAUGUUAAAGUUUCUUUGUGAUGCUGCAAAAAUUAUGCCAACUUGUGAACUUGACAAAAUGUUACCAAAAUCUAGCAUAGACUCAGUUAUACAAUCGAAAGCUAAAGAAAUACACUUGCCUUCAGUUCCUAAAGGAUUAAGUUUCUUGACGAAAUCAAUGUAUUAUUUAAUUGCUGAUCAUUAUAUGAAGAAUAAUCAGUUCCAUCGUGCUGUAGAGUAUUAUCUAAAAGAUUUAUGCGUGUCUCCACAACGUAUAGACACUUGGGCCGCGUUGGGAUUGAUCUAUUCCAGUGAUUUGGAACAAGUUCUAAAUUUGACGAAUUUGAAAACGGAACGAAUUUCAGCUGAAGCUGUUUAUCGUUGUCUACGAUGUUUUAAUAUUGCACUACAUCUACAACCGGAUACAGUUACAUUGUUAAUUGAACGUGGAUGUCUAGCGUAUCAGUUACAUUCCUACGGGGCUAGAAUUGUUAAAAAGUCUGAAUACAGAAAUUUUCCAGAUGUUCAUUUAAAUUUAUGCCGUAAAUGGCGUCAUCGUAUGCUACAGCUGGCGCGUUCUUCAUAUGAAAGUGCUUUAAAUCUAUGCAGUUCAGCUAAGCAUCAUCAGCGAUUAGAAAGAGGUGUUGACACAGUGAAAGUAGGAACGUCAACGUCAACGUCAACGACAUCAUCAUCGGCAGCAGAACAACAGCAGGAUAACAUUAAAUCGAAUCGUUUAGGCGAAAAUGAUCUAAUCGAUAAUAAUAAUAAAAAUGAAAAUAAAUCUGAUAAUAAAGCGGCUCAAAGUAAAGAAGAAGAAUGGUUAUGUCAUUAUAUGCUAGCUAAAUGUGCUGAAAAAGAUGCCUAUUUAAUUAAACAAUCUGAAGAUGUCCAUCCAUCCUCACGUCUUAUGCAUGUUCUACGCCUGUAUCAUGAUGCAUUGAAAGCUUUAGACUCUGCUGGAGCGAAAUAUCCUAAAAAGAUUAUUUUUUAUAAUAAAAUACCUUUUCGAGCUGUUGAAGCAAUUGAAGUUUAUUAUCGAAUUCAUGCUCUAUCAUUAAAAACUUUGCUGAAAUGUGGAUCUCCUGUCACGUCUACACAACCGAAUCAUUCUGCUUAUCCAAUUAAUUUGGUAGAACUUGAUCAAUUUCUCGGCAUGAUUGAUACGUCUGAAUUUGUUACAAGUGCAAAGAAACCAUGUCGAAGAAAUCGUAAACGAACCGCUAACAUGGCAGGAUUAUCUAGUAAAACAAAUCAAUCACAAAAAAUAGCCAAUCAAAAUGGACCCGGUGAAGGUCAAAAUAAUAAACCAAUGCAACAGAAUGAAUCGGCCACAGUGUCAAGAGUAAAUGAUCAACCAGUUGAUGUCACAGCAUACAACAAAUCAGGUCAAUCGUCUAAUAUUCCCUUAAUCCCAGGUACCAUUCCAUCACAAGAGGAAUUUAUUGAUCUCACAUUGCCUGACCCACCUUUACAAGAAGAUGAAGAAUUGGUUAAUGUACCGGAAGCGUCAUCGUCUGUUGAAUCAACAAUUGAUAAACUAACUUUAUGGAAAAAAUGUGUUGAUCGAUGUCGAUGUGCUUUAGAGCUGGUGUUGCAACGAUUACCUCUGCAUUAUAAGGCAAUGUAUCGAUUGGCUUCAAUGUAUCUGUAUGCUCCUCACUUAAAAGAUCCGAAUAAAGCACUGGAUAUUCUACUAGGUCCAGCAGAAGUAUCGUCUAAACCAUCUUCCACUGCAAAUAAUAAUAAUAAUACUACAAAUGCUAGUUCUUCUACGCAGACGAAUAUUGGAGGUCUUUUUAAAGACAGAAAACAGAAUAAUUUCUUUUAUGGUGUUUGGCGCAUACCAACAGCUGAUAUUGAUCGUAGUGGUAAUUUUGCUGCGCAUAUGUAUCGUUCUGUCUCAUUAACAUUGUCACUACUUCAUGAUCAGGGGGAUUGGAGACGACUAGUACAUAUAUUUCAUCAGUUGAGAAAACAACCACCAGAAGAGAAGAGAGGAUUUCUUGGUGAAGGUGAUCGUGUCUACCUGGCUAGACGAGCGUUUAGUCUUAUCCAACCAACACUAUUUAAUUGGUUAACUCAAUUAUCUUUAAGUUUAGCGCAUAGAAUUAGUGAACAAAUUUCAAAGGAUAAUUCUUUGGUCUUCAAUUCAGAUAUAUCAUCGAUAACAGCAAAUGGAUUUUUAACUAUGGAAACACUGACUCAGAUUUAUCGGCUUCAUUGUGUUUCGUAUUCACGUAAUUCUUCGACGUCAUCGUCUGGUCAGUUGAAUUCUUCUUCGAAUAGUUUUAAUUCAAGUCUUUGCUCACCUACCAGUCCCAGUACUACUACUACUACGACUGCUACUACUCCUUCUUCUACGAAUGCUUCCACUUCUUCUUCUAAUGUACCCGAGGUGGCUACUGUGGCGGCAGCUGAAACCUCUGGAUAUGCAUCAGUUCUACAGUUAGCCUAUCGAUUAUGUCCAACAGUUUGGGAUUCUCGUGGACCUUUAGUUCCACUGGAUUGGAUUCUGAGAAGGUGUAACGAACUGAGUGUGACGAAAUCUCAACUAGGUAUAUCGGAGAGUCCAAAUGCAAUAAAUAAAGCCUAA